Messenger RNA from Saccharomyces cerevisiae S288C, 429 nucleotides. RefSeq names its product Shg1p (gene SHG1). The record is from RefSeq and is marked reviewed. Bases 1 to 429 code for a protein of 142 amino acids. The transcript has a single exon. Gene Ontology annotation, cellular component: chromosome, telomeric region; nucleus. Lineage: Eukaryota; Fungi; Ascomycota; Saccharomycetes; Saccharomycetales; Saccharomycetaceae.
AUGGCGUAUAAUCAAGAAGAUAGUAAAAGACUAUCAGACAAGUAUAAGAAGGAGGGACAUUUUGACAAGUUGAAAAGAGAAAUAUUGUCUAACCCAUGGAAUAAUACAGAAGAGAAUAGUGAAUCUUUUGAACAAGCGCUUCGGAAAAGAGUUGCCAGUACUGUUAAAGAAAUGGUUAACGAAGAUGAAGAAUUAAUAUUUAAAAACAGAGGGCUAACCAGUGCAUUGAUUGAAUCACAAUUGGUCAAGGACAACUACCUAAAGCUGGGUAGUAAAAUGGAGGGGGAUAAUGGUGAUGGUGAGAAGAAAUUUGACUUGGAUGUCUAUGUACGGUCUAAGUUACAGGAUCCCAAACUAUUGGAAAUGAUAAAGGGACAACUUCAGGAAACACUGAACUCUUAUGAAGAGGAAGCAAAUGGAAGUACGUAA